CCCACACGACGCAGCUCAGCUGCCGCACAGUGUCUGCCAACUCAGUGUGGGCUCUCCUUCCAUUUCAUCUCAGUCGUUCCUCGUUUGCUGACCAGCGACUGUCGCGCUGCCCCGUCCUCUUCCUCCGGUCCAGUUGCACGCUGAGCCAUGGCAGCCGCCACCAAGAUCGUGGGGAUCACCACGAACUCCCUCCUCAAGUCCGCCGCGCCGGCGUCGCUGUCAGCUGCCGCACCGUCGAGGCACAACUCAUGGUGGUCCCACGUCCAGAUGGGUCCCCCAGACCCAAUCCUUGGAGUAACAGAGGCGUACAAACGUGACCAGAAUUCCAACAAAAUCAAUCUGGGUGUGGGUGCUUACCGAGAUGACAAUGGCAAGCCAUUUGUGCUGCCCAGUGUUAUUGAGGCUGAAGAUCGUAUGCGCAAGAAGAACCAGGACAAGGAGUACGCCCCUAUCUCAGGCCCUGCCGAGUUCUGCAAGCACAGCAUCACACUUGCACUGGGUGAAGAUAAUGAGCAUGUCAAAAAUUCUCUCAAUGCAACAGUACAGGGUAUUUCUGGUACUGGCUCUCUCCGCAUUGGUGGGGCUUUCCUUCAACGCUUCCUCCCUGGAAAGGACCUGUAUUUGCCAACUCCGUCUUGGGGUAACCAUACACCCAUUUUUAAGGACUCUGGAUUGAAUGUCAAACAGUAUCGCUACUAUGAUCCCGCUACCUGUGGACUCAAUUUUAAUGGUGCUCUGGAAGAUAUUUCCAAAAUACCUGAGAAAUCUAUUAUUCUUCUUCAUGCUUGUGCACACAACCCAACUGGAGUUGACCCGAAGCCAGAGCAGUGGAAAGAGCUUUCAAAACUUAUCAAGGACAAGAAGUUAUUCCCAUUCUUCGACAUGGCAUACCAAGGCUUUGCCUCCGGUGAUGUUGCUAAAGAUGCAUUUGCAGUCCGUCUCUUUGUCAAUGAAGGCCAUCAGAUUGCUCUGGCACAAUCUUAUGCCAAGAACAUGGGACUUUAUGGUGAAAGAGCUGGGGCCUUCUCACUCGUAACUAGUAGCAAGCAAGAAGCUGACACUGUCAUGUCUCAACUGAAAAUUCUUGUGCGACCAAUGUACUCAAACCCCCCUGUUCAUGGCGCGAGGAUUGUUUCAGAGAUCCUUGGUGAUGCGUCCUUAAAAUCAAUGUGGUUGAAGGAUGUCAAGGGAAUGGCUGAUAGAAUUAUUUCUAUGAGAACUCAACUUCGUGAUGGUUUGAAGAAGGAAGGAUCCUCACGCAACUGGGCUCACAUUACUGAUCAAAUUGGCAUGUUCUGCUACACUGGCAUGAAUGCCCAACAGGUUGAACGCAUCACCAAGGAGUUCAGCAUUUACCUUACUAAGGAUGGACGUAUCUCUAUGGCCGGAGUUACAAGCAAAAAUGUUGGAUACUUGGCCAAAGCUAUGCAUGAAGUUACCAAAUAAUUAUUGCCCUUGCCCUUUUAUCACUUACCUUUUUAUUAAUUGCCUUUUUAUUGAUUGCCAAACUCCCGUUAUUUUACUGUGCAUUUGUUGAACUUAAAGUUACCUGUACACCUAUUCUAGUAUUUAUAUUCCAUGUGAUGAAUAAAUCUGUCCAAUAGAUCAGAUCUCUAGUCGCCAUCUGACAAUCAUGUGCAUUUGCAAAGCAUUUUGCAUUCAAAUGGAUGUCACAUUCCAGAUACCAGCUGUGCACUUAUUUUUAUAAAUGUUAUUACAUUUGAAGUUCUGAUAUCUUUGAUUCUGUAACACUUGUCAAAUAUAAGAGGUCUUGUUCGUGCACCAUUAAA
Frankliniella occidentalis (western flower thrips) is the source of this 1790-nucleotide messenger RNA. RefSeq names its product aspartate aminotransferase, mitochondrial (gene Got2). Bases 148 to 1446 code for a protein of 432 amino acids. The transcript is spliced from 9 exons. The record is from RefSeq and is a predicted model, not a curated record. Gene Ontology annotation, molecular function: pyridoxal phosphate binding; L-aspartate:2-oxoglutarate transaminase activity. NCBI's taxonomy places the organism in Eukaryota, Metazoa, Arthropoda, Insecta, Thysanoptera, Thripidae. Gene Ontology annotation, cellular component: mitochondrion. Gene Ontology annotation, biological process: biosynthetic process; L-aspartate catabolic process.